This is a messenger RNA of Cryptotermes secundus, 4553 nucleotides long. RefSeq names its product E3 ubiquitin-protein ligase RNF103. Gene Ontology annotation, molecular function: ubiquitin-protein transferase activity. NCBI's taxonomy places the organism in Eukaryota, Metazoa, Arthropoda, Insecta, Blattodea, Kalotermitidae. Gene Ontology annotation, biological process: protein ubiquitination. The record is from RefSeq and is a predicted model, not a curated record. The coding region runs from base 477 to 2903 and encodes 808 amino acids. Gene Ontology annotation, cellular component: endoplasmic reticulum. The transcript is spliced from 5 exons.
GGGUUUCCUAGGUAGCUCAUUGGAAUGGAGUUAGUAAUACUAGAAUUUAUUAACUAAGAAAGGUCGUAACAUAAAUUUAAUUAACAUCGAAUUCGUAAAAUAUCGUCUGAAGAAAGUAGACCUCAAAUGUCAUUUCCCGCCUCACAGUUCCUUUCAGCAUGUGACUGCGAUCUGCGAUAAAAGGGGGUCAUGGACAGCUGUUAUGUGUGCGAAGUGAAAGUAAUAGAGAACACUUCUUUUCAUUAGUUGAAAAUUGGUCUAGGUAAUGAUAUUACCGUUCAUAUGUAUACUGAAACCAUUCUUAAUAUUAAAUUACAUUUAAAACUCUAGUUAUUUACUCAUAUAAAUGAAUUACCUUUUUUCGUAGGACGAAUGUUUUUGAGUUCUCCGUGUAGUAUCACACGGGAUAAAUAGCUCCUUUCAAGAACGAAUGUAUGACUUUUCCGUGAAGUGUUAUAUAAGAUAAAUAAUCCACAAUGCGGUCGGUAUGGAUCCAAACCACUUUGCUUAUAAUAUAUUUGGUGUUGGUGUUCGUAAUAUCUCGGAUACUAGACUUGGUACUGUGGUAUCAACAUGGCAUUUCUUCCACUCAGAUAGUAGAUCCAUUGCUACUUAGUGUUCGGCAGUUAAAACAACUUUUAGAAAACAGAGGUGUAAGCUAUACUGGCUAUGUCGAAAAAAAGGAAUUGGCCGAAUUGGUUGAAGCAUCAGCUAUAGUAGUCCAGAGCGAAGUAGAAGAACUGGGCCAUGUUCAUGGCGGAACUGAAGCGGACAAGUCCGCUAGAGAACGCCUACCAGCACCUCCACCUCCAUCUCAUUUCACAGGUGGCCCUCAUUUCUAUGAAGAAGUAGAGGAUACAAAGGAUAGUGUAUGGUUGGUGCAGGUUGUGCCAACAGGUGGUCCCCAUGUAGAACCAUUGCUUGAUGAUUACAGCUGGCGCAUUGUUUGCAAUCAGGUUGCACCCUUUGCAAUAAGGACUGGUGUAUUUGACUGCAGACUUGACAGACGGCUCUGUAGCAGCAAAGGCUGGCAUCAUCCCCUGUUGUUAUUGGCAUUGCCAAAGGGAACAAGACCCAAAGAUAGAGUUAUGCUCAAAACUUUCACUUCUACGCGGCCACAACCAGUUGUGGAAUGGGUUCAGGAUCAGCUGUCCAUCCGUGUUAAGAAUAUCCGCGACAUAGAUGAACUGAGUCGAGACUGGCUUCAGGAUGAUUCAGCAGCGAAUAAUGCCACUUCAGCCUCAAGCGGUCACAGCAGCAGUCGAGCUGUCAAAGUUUUAUUGUUGACUCAUCUACUCCACCCACCACUCUUCCUGGCUGCCCUUAGCAUUAAAUUUACUGGUCGCAUCAAAUUUGGCAUGUUUUCGGUAAAAAAAGAAGACUCUGAGGCAGUACGAAAGACACUCAAGCUGCUUGACCAUCGCAUUCCCAGCUAUAUAAUUAUAACACCAGAACAGAAAAUUGCAUAUGGUCGACGAAGAUUUGAACAUUUUAACUUUGCUUCGAUGAAUCUGUUCCUCCGAGCUGUUCAACCAGAGAUGAAUGAUGUGUUUUUGUGCAGUUUGGUUCUUGUUAACAUGCUUGCUAGUCUGCAGAUAUUUCAGGUUACUUUGCGACUUUGGUGGAAGCAUGUGGCACGAUGCCUCUGGACAGCUGUAAGCUACAACUUCUGGCUUUUCUCAGUGUGGUUGUUAAUAUUAGCGACAUACAGAUUCUCUCUUGUUAGCUUCUUAGGUGAAAAAGGACUCAUUAUUGCACGGUAUGUCAGUCUUACUGAAAUAGGUUCUCUGCUCCGAGCAGACUGGCAGAUUCUAACCCAGCAUCCUUAUAUCCUGUUUUUCACAUUCUUUGUGUAUGGGCUUAUGGCCACGUGGCUUCUACAGCAGCACUGUCAUAAUCAGGCAGAAACAGAGAGAGACUCUGACCAUCCAUGGUGGGAAGUGUUGCCUAUGGAUUCUUACUGGAUUAAUUGCUUGUUUCGUCCCAUGGUCACGCUUACAAGACCUCUACCUCCAAGUGAAUUGGAAUUAGAGGAAGGUAUUGAGAUGUUGAUUGAACGUCUAGCUGUUCCAAACUUAUGGUUACAACCUGUCAUCCCAAAUGAAUACAUCAAGGAUUUACCUGUGUGGAAAUUCAGAGGCUGGGAUACUUUAUCCCAGAAAUCUGAUGGAAAGCGUAUUAAUAAGACAGAAGAUUCACCUGAAGUUGUUGAGCGUAUGAUGGAUGGAGAAGACCCUUACGAACUGCUGUGUCAGAGCUGUGAAGUUCACCGUUGUGGUUACACCUCAGAAAGAGUGAAGUAUCGACAUCUGGAAUUCAGUCCUAACAGUCAAAAGAGUAGUGGCAACAGUUCUACACAGCUGCACCAGAGGAAUGUUGAUCAGACACAUCAGAACUGCUGUAGCUGCAGUAAAAGCUUCACAAAUGUUUCUACUGAAGUUUGCAGUGCAUCGGACAGAUGUCAGACUUACGAUCGCAGGAACAGUCAGCACCGUCAUGCAAAUUCUGAUCCAGAAAAUGUUCAGUCAAGAAUUCUGUGUUCUUUGUGUACUAAUAGACCCACGCUUACAGAUAGGCUUUCAAGUGAUGUAACAGUAUCUGAUUCAGAAACAUCAGUUUCUACAAAGUGGGAUUUAGGGAACAAGGAAGACAGCUUGUCCUAUUCUGAAGACAGUGGCGAUGAGACAAAUUACCCACCAGUAGGGAUGCUUCCAUCAACAGAGUGCGCUGUCUGUCUUGAGUCAUACGAAUGGGGAGCGCUCCUGUGCGGUUUGCCAUGUGGCCACAAUUACCACCAAUGCUGCAUCAUGGUAUGGCUUGGCAGAGAUAAUCAUCACUGCCCAGUCUGCCGUUGGCCAGCGUACAAAUCCAAACACAGUCUCUCGCAUCUGCACAGAGAGUAACUUGUAGUUUGUUUCAGUGUUCCUAUCAUUGGUUCCACUAUGGCUGCACAGGUGUAAGGCAAUCUUCAGAGUGUGCAGUUAAUGUACAAAUCUUAUAUUAUAACACAUUCUUUGUAUAUAUUUGGGAAAGAUACAUGGCUUUGGAAACAUACACCACUGUGCCAUAAAAGUAAAAUACAUAUAAGCUUCUAGCUCAGUGACAGUUAAUGAUAUGGUAUUUAUAGUUACCUUAUGAGCUUGCCACUUACUAAGUAUAUCUUUAAAAGACCAUACAGAAUUAUAUGAAAGAUUAGAAAUACUGUUGUAUUAUACGUAGCAUAUGUAAUAUUGCUUAUCUAUAGGGUAAUGUGAUUCAUCAUGGAAAGAUAUAUUUUAAUAUAAAGAAGUGCAGUUUGUAUUCAGAUGUCAAGCUUCUUUUGCUUUCAGUUGGAGUCCACAUACACCAUACAAGCUUUAGAAUUGUGGUUGUAUCUUCCUAUUUCUAGAGUCUUUUCUAAUGAUAGUUUUAACUGUAAUCAUAAUUUCACUGUAGAAUGAGUUGAUAGCAAAUGAUUUGUAAGGGACAGAGGUGUCAUUUGUCCCGCAUUUUCUGAUGGAGAAGCCACAUAAAUAUGCAUUUCAUGUGAGGGACCACGUGGUAUUAGUGAUUUAUGUAACCUUUAAUUGUGAGCACAGUGCAAAAUUACAAGCAUGACUUGUUGCUGCAAAGCAAACUUAUUUUAAAAUUAUGAUGAAAGUAUCUGGCAGAGGUUGAUACUAAAAUAAAGAAAAUGACAUGCUUUCUGAAUAGAACUGUGUUAUCAGCAUCUCUUCUGUUCUGCAUAACAUGUAAGCAGUCCCCACUCUUCUGAAUACAGUGAAACCUCAAUUUUACAUGUAAGAUUUGAGGCUUUCACGGCGGUGACUAUGAAGAAAGCAGUCUUCUGGGAUUUGGCAAUUUUACACUUCGUAAGGGACCACCUUAAGACAGAUGUAAAAUUGAGGUAGGUGUAAAAUCAAAAUACAAAUGUUACAACCUAAAGUAAAACGUGGGCUUCCUUAUAACUUCAGAAAAUUGUUUAAAAUAUAUGUUUUUGAACAUUAACAAUGUAAAUGUAAAUGAAAAUAUGGUUAUUUAUUUUACCUUUACUUAUCAACUGCUAUGUAUGUAACAUCGGUAAGAUGAGAUGGUGAGUAUAACUGUUGAAUUCAAAGACAGUGGUCAUGGCCAAUUUCAGUGCAUUACCCCAUCAUUUGCCUGGAAUGACUGUCAAAUAUUGUACAUAUAUAGUUACACUAUUUCUUCAGUCGUUCUUUUGUUUCUUUUCUCCUUGAGUUAGUCUGUAUAAUUCGUUUUCAACUUCAUUGCACAUUAUGAUAAUAUUCUUCUUGGUAUCAAAUUGGCACAUGUACUUUCUGGCUGCUUCCAAUCUUUUCAGUGCAUCCAAGAAUGUUGCUUUAUGUUCUGCAACUCCCUGUUCCUCUUCUGGCCUAGUUGAAUAUUGAUCUAACACCUGGUCGAUGCUCCAGACUCCACAGACCUCGAGAGUACGAUCACAGGUUGGUUAGUCCUCAGACUGCACCCCAAGAGGCUGUUAACUCUGCCAGUCAUCCUCUUCAUCUUCAGUGAGCUUCACUGCACCGUCAUCAAUGCUGCUGACAUGAUCAACC